AUGGAUGAAGCCAAAAAAGAAAUACUGACAGCAGGUAAAAGGAAGAAGAGGUUGAAUUUAAACAAGAAAGAAAUAGAAGCACUGGAGCAAUUAAAAGAAGACCCAAACAUUGUGAUAAAGAAAGCAGACAAAGAUGGAGCCCUAGUAGUACUAAAAACAGGAAACUACAGAGCUAUGGGCAGAGCCCACCUUAAAGAUAAAGAAACAUAUGUCCCCCUAGUGGACGAAGAAGAAGCCCUGAGGAAUGUAGAUAAUGAAUCCAAAAGGCUUGUAAAUAGAUUUUACACCCUGGAUUCCCCCGGAAAGAAGUGCACCAGUUUUAAAGCAGCCCAGAGAGAUGCCUUGUUAGCACACAAACCCAGCAUCCCACAUUGGUACAUUCUUCCGAAAACACACAAGAAAAUAGAUGAAGAAUUAGGUACCUGGCCAGGAAGACCAGUACUCAGCGGCUGUUGUGCCCCCACCAGACCUGUGGAUAGGCUACUUACCACAUAUUUAGCACCACUAUUAGAUCUCCUACCAGAAAGAUUACAAGACACUUCGGAUUUCCUCAGAAAGAUAAGAGAAUUUCCACAGAUCCCGAGAGGAGCUCUGAUUUUUUCCUUUGAUAUUGUAUCCCUGUAUCCAUCCAUACCCCAAGAAGAGGCGGCAUGGGUGGUUUCACAUUUCUAUGAAAAGAACUUUGGAUAUGUGCAAGGCAGACUCAGGCAUGAUUUUAACAUACAAGCCCCACCCCCUUACCUAAUAAAGGAAGGGAUUGACCAUGUUUUAAAUGGAACCCUACUAAGGUACGACCAUGGUUACUACAGGCAGAAUAAAGGCACAGCAAUAGGUGCGUCGGUAUCUGUAGCUAUUGCUGAGAUCUUCGUGCAUGCGAGCAUUGAAAAAGAAAGGAAAAAGAUGCAGAAGCAACCCUUGGUGUUCUUCAGGUACAUUGAUGACAUUUUCGGGAUUUUUGACGGGAAAGAAGAUGAACUGAGAGAGUACCAUGAGGGGCUGAACAAGAUACACCCCGACCUUCAAUUUACGCUGGAAUUUGACAGCCAAAAGCUCCCUUUUCUGGACACUCUAGUGUAUGUAGAUGGAGAAGGAAACCUACAAACCACGGUGUUCUACAAGCCCUCCAACACGCAUCAAUAUUUACAUUUCCACUCGAGCCAUCACCCAAACCUCAAGAGAUCCCUCCCCUUCUCACAAGGUAUAAGGAUCAAAAGAAUUGUGAGCGACCCGAUGAACCUAGAAGAAUCACUAGAAGAAAUGUUCAAGUUCUUCAGGCUCAGAGGAUACACCCACAAGAUACUAAAUGAGGCAAAGAAAAGAUUGAACGAAUUAACUCGAGAAGACCUGUUGUCGGAGAAGAACAGAAAUGGAACAGGCAGAAUCAUUUUCCCCAUGUUAUACUCCCCGAACAUAGCGUCAAUCCUGAGGACUUCCAUCAACAACAUCUGGUCUUGGCUCCAAAAGAACGCCGAGGACAAACCCUGGGAACAAUGGUUCAAAGAUCCGCCCCCUAUGAUCGCGUGGAAAAAAGAUCAAGCCAUUGUACAGCCCCUCUGCGUGGGAGUCCCGGCGAUGAAUAUCCUGAGUCCCUUCCUCUACCUCGAGUACUGGAAUCGGACCCCUAGUAAGCCUAAUAGGGGGAUGACGCUGACUGUCCUUAAUUGUCCCUAA
This is a messenger RNA of Penaeus monodon (black tiger shrimp), 1671 nucleotides long. RefSeq lists its product as uncharacterized. The transcript is spliced from 2 exons. Lineage: Eukaryota; Metazoa; Arthropoda; Malacostraca; Decapoda; Penaeidae. The record is from RefSeq and is a predicted model, not a curated record. Bases 1 to 1671 code for a protein of 556 amino acids.